This is a messenger RNA of Phalaenopsis equestris, 2021 nucleotides long. RefSeq names its product probable serine/threonine-protein kinase PIX7. The record is from RefSeq and is a predicted model, not a curated record. Gene Ontology annotation, biological process: protein phosphorylation. Gene Ontology annotation, molecular function: protein kinase activity; ATP binding. NCBI's taxonomy places the organism in Eukaryota, Viridiplantae, Streptophyta, Magnoliopsida, Asparagales, Orchidaceae.
UGGCUACCCGAACUACCCGGGUCGUCUCUCUCUCACCGGUCUUUCCUCAGUCGAAAGAGAGACGUCUUCAUCUUCCCUCUUGCCAUCUUUGAGUGCUCUAUCCUCCUCCCUAUGCAUCGAGCUCUCACGUCGUCCAGUAACUUCCUCCGGCCAUCUCAACUUUAGGGUUCCGGAGUAUCUCGCCGGGAAUUCCCGAACCCCUUCUUCAAGCUCCGCCGCCCUCAUUUUCUAAACGCAGAAGCGAGCGUUCAUUGUGCUUUCUUCUGCGGAGGGAAUCGCUGGAUCUUUGUGCAGGAUGAAGGUUCUAGACUCGUAUGUCUUCUGAAGAGAUGGGAUUGGAGCCAACCUCGGCGCACGGGGAUGGUUUAGUGAAUUCGGCGAAGUCGAAGUGGAGAAGGAAGAAGUCGUUGAAGGAUGAGGAGAAGGAGGGAAGAAAGGAAGGGUGGUGGAGUAGGUUUUACUUGGUGGGAAAUUGUUGCUCGAGGUCGAAAUUGGAUGGCUCGGUUAGCAGUCUCCGCACGAAGAAUGCUGAAAGCAAAUCAAUAAGGAAUGGUAGCAGAGAUCAACCAACGACGAUCGUAGUCUCCGGUUCUACAACCUACUGCACCGAAGAAAGCUGUGUAUCUACUCCGAGGGCUUGUCAGGAGCUAAGAGUUGCUUCUCAGCUCCGUAGGUUCACUUUUAAUGAGCUCAAAUGUGCAACAAGAAACUUUAGACCUGAAAGUCUUCUUGGUGAGGGAGGCUUUGGUUGCGUUUUCAAGGGAUGGGUUGAGGAGAACGGAACUGCUCCCAUGAAACCUGGUUCAGGACUUACUGUUGCUGUCAAGACCCUUAAUCAUGAUGGACUUCAAGGGCAUAAAGAGUGGCUGGCUGAAGUUAAUUUUCUUGGUGACCUGAUUCAUCCAAAUCUAGUGAAGUUGAUAGGAUAUUGCAUUGAAGAUGAUCAAAGGUUGCUAGUUUAUGAGUUUAUGCCUAGAGGAAGUUUGGAGAAUCAUCUUUUCAGAAGAUCUCUUCCUCUCCCUUGGUCCACCAGAAUGAAGAUAGCCCUUGAUGCUGCAAAAGGCCUUGCCUUUCUUCACGAGGAAGCGGAGAGGCCAGUAAUAUACCGUGAUUUCAAGACAUCAAAUAUUCUAUUAGAUGUGGAUUAUAAUGCAAAACUUUCUGAUUUUGGGCUUGCCAAAGAUGGUCCAGAGGGAGAUAAGACUCAUGUGUCGACGCGUGUAAUGGGUACGUAUGGAUAUGCUGCACCCGAGUAUGUCAUGACAGGGCAUUUGACAUCAAAGAGUGAUGUCUACAGCUUCGGAGUCGUCUUCCUUGAAAUUCUGACCGGCCGUCGAUCCAUGGACAAGAAGCGACCUCACGGCGAGCACAACCUCGUAGAAUGGGCUCUCCCCUAUCUAAGAGGAAGACGGCGCUUCUACCAGCUCAUCGACCCUCGGCUCGAGGGCCAUUUCUCUAUUAAAGCCUCACAUAAGGCCGUCCAGCUCGCAAACCAGUGUCUCAGCCGGGAUCCUAAAACCAGGCCUCUCAUGAGCGAAGUGGUCGAAGUUCUGAAACCUCUGAUAAACCUCAAGGACAUGGCCAUCUCUUCCUCCCUAUUCCAGACCUUUCAGGCAACCAAAAAUAGUAACCUGAAUGCCAGGAAUGGCUCCUUCAGAGCUCAAGGUUCCUUAUCAAGGAAUGGACAGCAGGUGGAGAGGAAUCUCUCAAAUGGUGCGUCAGCUACGCCGACGCCACCGAACCAGACGCCACCGAACCAGACGCCGUCAAACCAGACACAGUUGAAUGCUAUUAGUGAGAAAGGGCAAUGAGUGAUUCAAUUAAAGCUCUCAUGGCUUCCUGAUUAAAGUUAAGAUUUUUUCCGUUUUUUUUUCCAAAUUUUGUGAAAAUGAUCAUCUUUGAAAGUAAAUGGUGGGGUUUUGGUUGAAAAACAAAGAUGGAUCUGAGGGUUUGAUCCUUAGUGUUGCUAUUUGUAGUAUAUAUUUGCUGUAAUAAAUGGUUACUCCACCCAUAGUUUUCUA